This is a messenger RNA of Pieris napi, 4340 nucleotides long. It is a transcript of the gene CycT, whose product is annotated as cyclin-T. Gene Ontology annotation, biological process: positive regulation of DNA-templated transcription, elongation; regulation of transcription by RNA polymerase II. Bases 10 to 2079 code for a protein of 689 amino acids. Gene Ontology annotation, molecular function: cyclin-dependent protein serine/threonine kinase activator activity. The transcript has 10 exons. The record is from RefSeq and is a predicted model, not a curated record. NCBI's taxonomy places the organism in Eukaryota, Metazoa, Arthropoda, Insecta, Lepidoptera, Pieridae. Gene Ontology annotation, cellular component: cyclin/CDK positive transcription elongation factor complex; nucleus.
AGCCGAUCAAUGGCUGGUGCACAAGAAAAAUGGUAUUUUUCAAAAGAACAACUACAGAAUUCAGCAAGCAGAAAAUGCGGCUUAGAUGGAGAUAAGGAGCUUGCAUAUCGGCAGCAGGCCGCCAAUCUCAUCCAGGAUAUGGGCCAGAGGCUACAAGUAUCUCAACUAUGCAUAAAUACAGCAAUAGUGUAUAUGCAUCGGUUCUAUGCAUUUCAUUCAUUCACACAGUUUCACAGGAAUGCUAUAGCCGCUGCUGCGCUAUUCCUUGCAGCAAAGGUGGAAGAGCAGCCAAGGAAGUUAGAAUAUGUAAUAAAAGUAGCACAUGUCUGCCUCCACAGGGGUGAGGGUGUUAAUACCCUCACCAGCUCAGAGCAGUAUCAGGAACAGGCCCAAGACUUAGUAUUUAACGAGAAUGUCCUAUUACAAACACUGGGUUUCGAUGUCGCAAUCGACCACCCACACACUCACGUCGUACGGACAUGUCACCUUGUCAAAGCCCCGAAGGAUUUGGCCCAAACAUCUUAUUUCAUGGCAUCGAACAGUCUCCACCUGACUACAAUGUGUCUGCAAUACAAGCCCACGGUGGUCGCAUGCUUUUGUAUUCAUCUGGCCUCUAAGUGGAGCAACUGGCAGAUUCCGCAGUCACAUGAGGGCAGGCAUUGGUUCUCCUAUGUGGAUAAAACCGUAACAGCUGAUCUUCUAGAGCGUCUCACGUCUGAAUUCCUUCACAUAUUCGACAAGUGUCCCUCUAGACUGAAAAAGAAGAUGAUGACCAUGUCCAAUGCCAUGAUACAGCUUACGGACCCUCAUGUAGUGAGAAGGCUCGCGAGCGGAAGUUCACCAAACCCACCUCACCUCAACGUGGCGUCUCCAUUUGAUAGGAAGAAGGAACACAUGCUCGGGACAGCGACGACCGAUGAAAUCGACAAAUGCUUUGAUAAAGAGUAUGAACGCGAAAGGCGCCGACAACAAGUACCCGGAGGCUACGUGCCGGCGCCGUCACAGCCGCAACCACAGAAGAUAGAUUUCAAUUUGUACAGAGAGAAGAAAGAGAGGGAGGAGAGAGAGAGACGCCAGCAGGCCCUACGUGCUGGCCCAAGGCCCACCAACCAGCCCCCACAGAGUCACAGACCCCCUAGCAAACCUCACAUGUGGCCACACAAACCACCACACCACAAACCUCCCCACGACAAACCUCCCCUCGACAAACUUCUCCACGACAAACUUCUCCACGACAAACCUCUCCACGACAAACCUCUCCACGAUAAACCUCUCUACGAUAAACCUCCCCACGAGAGGCAUCGACCCCCCAAUCCACCGAACCUCCUCAAUCUCCCGCCUAUUCUUCCAAUACCCAAUCCUCCACUAUCCGAAAUUCCACAAAGAAUGCGCCCCCCGUCGCUGUUCUCCCCGGAGAAUGUCACACCACCGGCCACGGCCGCCCAGCCCAAACGACCACUUCAUGUGGUCCCGAAACCCAACCGUCCCUUCGAGAAACCCCCGAGCCCCAAAAAACGCCCAGACACGGCGUUCGCCAUACGGGAGAUGCAGCCCCCCGCCAUCCUCUCCCCAAUAUCCCCCAAAAAAACCGAGCCAGAACUAGUACCUGUAGUUAAGAAAUUAGAAGAAAGAAAAAAACCGGAAAAAGAAAAACUUGAAGUCCGGAACGGCAUCGAGACCGACCCGACGCUGGUCUCCAACCUCCUGAAGGAGAGCCUCGCCAAGCCGGCGCCGAUCACCGUCCCGACGGAGACGCUCGAGAAGGAGAAACACAAGAAGGAGAAGAAGAAGAAGGAGAAACACAAAAGUGGCAAGAAGCACAAGAAGGAGCGUAAAAAGAGCCCACAGAAGAGCCCCGAGCCGGCGUUGAGGAUUACGAUCCCGCGGUCAUCGUCCCCCGGGCUCAAGAUCAAGAUCCCCAAGGAAAGAAUUACCAUCCCCCCGCCGGGGUUGAAGAUCAAAAUCUCCAAGGAUGUCCUGGAGAACUCCAGGAAGAGACCGAAUAUGGAGGGAGGUCCGCCGCCGAAGAUCCCCAAGGAGUUUAAGGUCGCCGAAAACGGAAAUGGACCAGCAAAGUGAUGUCACAGUUACAUAGUGACGUCAUAUCGGCAGUGACGUCAUACCCUCAGUGACGUCACGAGGAAGGUGACGCUAGCGCUACGUGUGUCGACGUUCCUCAACAACACAUGGACCUCACUAGCGUAACGGUUUUGUUUCAUUCGAAUUUCGAAUUGUUUUAGCGAGACACGUUAUAGAAAACCGUUGGCGCCAAUUUGAAAUUCAUUUUCGGCUAUUGUUAUUUGGUCAUUUUCAGCUCGAAUUUCGAAUUGGCGCUCUCGGAACUAACAAUUUGUAAACGGGGGUUUAGCGUAGCCGUUGUUGGCUUUCGAAUUUCGAACGUCGAAUUUUAUUUUGCAGUUCGAAUUUCGAACGUCGAAUUGUAUCUUGCGGUUCGAAUUUCGAAUGGGUUGACACUUUGAAAACGGGUUUUCGAACAAUUACGUACAUUCUAGAACGGACUCUGAUUUUGAUAGUUGGGAAUGUUCUAGAAUGCCAUAAACGAAAGCUGUACUAUAUUAUGCUUCUUCUUGAUUUCGAAUGCGGGCAUUUCAUUCAUCGCAUUUAAUCGUAUUCACGGCGCCAUGGGUGCUCAUGCAUAGUCUGAUAAGCGCUAAAAUUAAAAAAAAGUUUUGUCUAUGGCGGCGGUAUCACUUUGCAUCAGGUGAGACUCCAGCCCGUUUGCCCCUGUUAGCCCCUGUUAUAUUACAAAAAACCAUCUAGAAUGAUGCAGGUUUUCUUAUAAACAGGGUGGGGGAUUUAAGUAAAAAUGAUAACCUAACACCAGAAAAAUGGUUGAAAAAUUGCCAUAAUGUCACUGUGUACCUACCUACAUGAUGUGAAAAAAUUAUUUUAUUUUGAAUGGCAAUAUUUUGCUGGGGUUGCUACUGGCCCUAACAGUCGGUAUGGCUUGGUGUUAAAUUUUUUGUGACACCUGUAUAUGUACUUCUAAAGCUAAAGCUAAAUGUUUUGUUGCUUUUUUUGGCCACUUAUGCCCAUGAUUGAAAGCGUCACAGGCUCUUAAGUCAGGCUUGAGCGCUCAUGGUAUUUGUACAAAUUUAUUUUCCUCAAUUGUAAAUUAAAUAUUUUUAUAUAUCACAGCUUUUGUCCAUGUAAAUAAAUGUAUAUAAUGUUUGAUUUGCAGUAAAAACCAUGUGUAGAUUUGAGGGGAAUCUGAUAAAAUUAUUUAAUAUGAGGGUAGAUUACAAAAAUAAAAUAUUAUUUGUUUAAAAAUAUAUAAAAGCAAAAGAUUAUAUAAAACUAUAUUCUAGUUCAACACUUAGGCAAGAUGGUGUCGCACCAGUCCAUGCGCAUGAGUUAGAAGCUUGUAAAUCUAUCGGUGUCAAAUUACACAUAUAUUUCGAUCAAAACAUUAUUUACAAGCAUGCUACGUCAUAGGGACCGGUGCUUAAAGUUUCACACUGUUCACUGGUCUAUUAUACACCCAAAUCUGUUUAGUAGUUUUUGAGUUCGUGUUCAUACAGGCACACGUACAUAUUUCAUAGGUAUGGACAAACUUUUUGAAAAAAUGAGCAAUACGACAUACCGUCAUGAGUGACUUUGAGGUUAUAUCAUCUGUUUGAUUAAUAUUGAGUCAUGUUUUAUCGUUAACUAUGAGGGACUAAAAUCUUAUUGUUAAUCUUAAACUCAACUUGAACACAUUUCAUCAGAAUCGCUUCAGCCGUUUAGAAGGGAUUUUAUUUAUUAAUUUUUCGUGGAUUUUAGCGGAUCGGACUGGCACGUAAAAUCUAAUUGUAAGUGUUGACUUGAACACACAAACCUUUCAUCGAAAUCAGUCUAGCCAUUUAUGAGAUUUAUAUAUUCGUUGAAAAUUAGAGGAUUUAAGUCACAUGGUUUUUACUGCACGGUUUUAAUUGUAACCUAAUUAUAGUCAAAAUUAGCAGAAUAUAUUCCAUUCAUAAUUGUGAAGUCGGACUAUAUUUCUGAAAUACCCUCCUCAAACAACAUUCUUGAAUAAUGGGAGGGUAUGUCAAAAUAAACCGAUAUAUCAAAUGUGUAGCCAAUGGCAGAUUUCGUUGUUUUAAGUAGUUAAAUAUGUCUGUACAAAAGCACAUCCUAUGAGAAAGAGCUAUCAAAAAUCCUGCUUUAGCUAUGUUUUGUCUCUUUCUAGUAAAGAUGGAGACGGCAAUUCUUAGCUGUGUUUAGAUUGUAUUUCUGAAAGACUUGUAUCCUAAAGAGUGAGAGUAUCUCUUUCUUAUUGUUAGGGUUAGAAUGAGAUGGCGUUAUGCCACAUGUUAACAACAUUAAAAUACUUAAUCGUG